Messenger RNA from Schizophyllum commune H4-8, 1842 nucleotides. RefSeq lists its product as uncharacterized. The transcript has 11 exons. Bases 1 to 1842 code for a protein of 613 amino acids. NCBI's taxonomy places the organism in Eukaryota, Fungi, Basidiomycota, Agaricomycetes, Agaricales, Schizophyllaceae. The record is from RefSeq and is a predicted model, not a curated record.
AUGGAUCACUUCACCAUCCUACCCACCGCGCUCGCCACAGAGAGCCACCCGAUCGUCAUCGAUGAAGAGCCACUCGCGGUCUUCGAGCUCGACCACCCCGAACUCGGCGCGGGGGUUCCUGUCAACGAGGAGCACCAUGGCAGCUGCCACACGCAGAAUCAAUACGUCUGGGAACGCCGCUCGAAGCGAGAAUGCGGCUCGCAAGGCUCGCAAAAAGGACAGGAAAACGAUCUGCGGGCGAUGCGGGAAAGAAAAACUCGAGGGAACUCGAUUACGGACGUGCUCUCGAUGCAAAUCUAUCAACUACGCGAGCACUGGCAGGACGGCCAUAAAGAUGAAUGCGCUACUUUUAUCCACCCACCGUUCGCGAAAACAUUCGAUCCUACGGAUCGCGCAGACGCACCGUGGCCACUGCACCCCAUCUUCGCCAGCACGAACGAGAACGGGCUAGGGAUCUGGAUGACGACCGCCGGUGAUCUGACCAGCAUGCUACAGCAAGCGUCGAUCCCACCGGAUGUUCGUGCUGCGGAUGUGCCUCCUGAGGGCUCACCUUCCUUCCGACGCUGGGCUGGUCUGGAGGGACCGAAUCGACGCAACUUUGGAGAGGAAAUGAACAAAUACGUAGGACCGACGGUGGCUACCCUUCGCGUCCUUGUGCAGAAUCGCCGCACUGACGGAAGGGUCAUCGCCGUCGUAGGGGGAGAGACCGUGCUAUCUGUGUCCAGUAUCAUGAAGGAUAAUCUUCUGCCGGAGGAACAAUCCAGGGUACGGUUCCAGCCGCUCGAGGGGAGGAUGGACCUUAUGCUGGUGCCUCCCUGGAUCGACUACGACAAGCGCCUUCGCGUCGCGAUCGCCGAGAUCAAUGGCGCGAUCCUGCCAAAGGGCAAGUUCGGCAGCGAUGGCGAGUACCAAGCCCCUUCAUUACCUAUGACUCAUUCCUGGCAGUGGGCAUCAGGAGAUCCUUCGGGUUUGAUCUCCUUGGUUCCCCGCUCGCCUAGCUCGCGCCCCUACGCCUGGCUCUUAGUUAACCUCUGGGAGUUCUCUAAUCCAGAAACGCUCGUCGUUGGCUACGGCCUUCCGCUCCCAUCGGCCCGUCGUGGGCUCACCUCCCCGCGCCUUGCUGGCCACUCGUCCUGGUCGCAUCCCCCUUCCCUGACCGAUGCCGCCACCCAUCGUGUCAUCCCUUCUCCCACUGGCUUGGAGCUCAUGCUCGCCGUGGUGGUGUGGCUGUCCGGGGACCAUGGCUGCCUAGACGUUAGCCUCGUCUCCGCUACCGUCUCCACUCGGCCACUCCCGGCUGGUCCCCUUACAGCCCCCGUCCGUCCCACAGGCUCGCCCUGGGAUCGUGUCGUCAGCUGGGAGCGCGCACAAAUCGUCCUCGCACCAGGAGACUUCGCCGUAUACCUUGUGCAGUACCGCAUCGGCGACGGUCAUCUGUACAACUCAUACCCCGAGAUCAUGACGCGCGCGACCGGCGUCUGCGUCCCGUGCUACCUCACCCGCGCCAAGGGCACCGACAGCGGCUGGUGCGCCUCCGCCGCGGGCGAGCUUCGCAUCGCGCGGAAUCUGCUGAUGCUGCCGAACGACCUCUUCACGCCAAUCGCCACCAUGGACUUCGCAUACGUUGAGGAGUACUACAAGCCGUUCUUCGACGAGGGGCCCGACGUCUUUGCGGUGAAGCGGUUUGGGAAGCGUGCGGAGCAGAUGAAUAGCCUCAUGUCGACGCUGGGGCCUUUGCAGAUGCAGGCUAUGAUGAGCGUUCUGCCUCCGGAUCAGCGCGAGGAGGUCAAGCGCCGCUCUAAGGCGAUGGGCUUUGAUAUGGAUAGGAUGAUGCGCGGUUAA